This is a messenger RNA of Brienomyrus brachyistius, 4814 nucleotides long. RefSeq names its product RAS guanyl-releasing protein 2-like. NCBI's taxonomy places the organism in Eukaryota, Metazoa, Chordata, Actinopteri, Osteoglossiformes, Mormyridae. Bases 1541 to 3058 code for a protein of 505 amino acids. The record is from RefSeq and is a predicted model, not a curated record. The transcript has 16 exons. Gene Ontology annotation, biological process: positive regulation of GTPase activity; Ras protein signal transduction. Gene Ontology annotation, cellular component: plasma membrane. Gene Ontology annotation, molecular function: guanyl-nucleotide exchange factor activity; calcium ion binding.
AUGACAAGGGAGUCCUGCAGGACCCGUCUCUCGUGCGCAUGGUCCUCAUGAUGCACCCGUGGUACAUCUCAUCUACUGACCUUACCAGGAAACUGCUCCUCAAAGGAGAAUGUUGCAGUUGAAUUGCAGACAAAAAUCUGUCACCUGGUCCGGUACUGGAUCUCUGAAUUUCCUGCUGAAUUCAAUUUGAACCCAGAGCUAGCAGAGCAGAUCAAAGGCCUCAAGGAUCUGCUGACCAGCGAGGGCAAUGAGUGCCAGAGUGAUCUGAUUGACAUUGAGAAUGUAAGGCGAUGCUGAGCAGCAAGAUGCUGUCAGGUUCCAAAUUUCUAAGACCGCAGUACAUGAGAACAAUGUGAAGCAGGAGACAUUUAGGAAGGACCGGAGACCAGCCAGCUAAAAGGCGGAUGUGACAGUCCAAUGGCAGGGAUGACAGUUAACUUAGCCAACAGUUUCUCAUGAAUCGAAGGAUGACAUCAAGUGACCUUCCAAAGGAAUGGGAAACGCAGCAAAAAAAAAACAAACAAGAAUGCAGGUGUGGAAGGUUGGAUGUCUUUUGUGUCUGCAGAACUCUUACUUCCUUCUCUAUUACUCCCCCAGGUCUCUUUUUCCUGACAGCAAAUUAUUUAGCUGGUCAAGUUAUCCUUUUUUCGUGGUCCACCACCAUUCUUCACCUUCUCACUUCAGACCACCGCAGUGUUCUUCUUAAGGGUUAUUUUCAUAUUAUACCACAGGACCUAUAUUGGAGAACCAGAUGUGUUGUCAUAAUUGAGUGAAGUAAUGAACAUAAGAAUCUUGCCUGUAGUUGUUGUACUCUCCUUUUGGUACUAUUUUCAUCAGCAUUGUGCCCAUAGGAAAUUUAUGUGUUUGUGGAAUUAAUUUAAUUCAAGUGCAGAUUUAUCUUGUCUUAUAUAACUGGAUGUCUUGAAACUAUUUACUUCGACAGUGUUUUUUCGGUAAAGUUUUAUUAAUCGUGUUCCCUUUUCCCCAAAUGAUCCAUUCCAACUUUUAUUAGCACCCUAAGACCAGUGCCAGGUCCCCACACCCGCACUAAAGAAUAUUAUCAUAAGUGGUUACAUAAGAAAUUUGCAAACGAGAGUAGGCCAUUUGGCUACGAUAAGGACAAGGAUUUCUGAAACAGUGAUGUAAAGGUUGGCUAAUAAUAUCCAUCAUCUCUUCAUCAAAGACUCCAUAGUCAAGGAUUAACUAAUAUAUAUUUAAGCUCAGAAAACCAAUUUUUAAGCAAUGAUUAUUUGACUAUUUUAGACUAGGGUCUACUCCUGUCUUUAAACUAAACCCUGUCUGGGAAACCUCUCCUAUGUGUUUCUGCUCUAAAUGCACCCGGAAUAUGUUCUCAAUUUCCACAUUGUCUCAGUGUUGUGUGGGUUUCAGUUUGUGGGCAGUUCAGUUCCCUGCAGACUGAUCUCUCUUCACUCGCCUGAAGUGGGUUUGUGUGUGCGCUCUGCGUUGGAUUGACAUGCCACUCAUGGUGUCUCAUGUGCUUUCUUGAGUAGACCACAGACCUAUUGCAUCAAAAACAGUAAUGAAAAAUGGAUGGAUAGAUUCCUCAUUAAAUAUGCAAUUACUCAGCCCUGCAGAGCAUUCUAACGUGUGGCUUAUCCGCCCAUCCUUUGAAUGGAAGCGACAAGUGACACGUCGUGUUACCUCUGUCUCCAAGAAGAGGAAGAUGUCGCUUCUCUUUGAUCACCUGGACUCCUUUGAACUUGCUGAGCACCUCACCUACUUGGAGUAUAAAUCUUUCUGCAAGAUCUUGUUCCAGGACUACCACAGCUUUGUGAUGCAUGGCUGCACUGUGGACAACCCCAUUCUGGAGCGAUUCAUCACGCUCUUCAACAGCGUGUCUCAGUGGAUCCAGCUCAUGGUCCUUAGCAAGCCCACACCUCCACAGAGAGCCGCUGUGUUCACUCAUUUCAUCGGUGUCGCUCAGAAACUGCUGCAGCUGCAGAACUUCAACACUUUGAUGGCUGUAGUAGGGGGACUGAGUAACAGCUCCAUCUCCAGACUUAAAGAUACUCAGGCACACAUAAGCAGUGAGACUAAUAAGGCUUUCAACAGCCUGACAGAGUUGGUGACAUCUUGUGGGAACUACAGUCAGUACAGGCGCCGCUUCUCAGAAUGUUCCGGAUUUCGCUUCCCCAUCCUCGGAGUGCACCUUAAAGACCUGAUUGCAGUGCAUGUGGCUCUACCAGACUGGACUGAUCCGGAGAAAACCAGAGUGAAUCUGACCAAAACACAACAGCUUUAUGUCAUUCUCCAGGAGUUGGCACUGGUCCAAACCCUGCCUCCCAGCACUGAAGCCAACGCUGACCUUCUUAACCUGCUGACGGUAUCUCUGGAUCAGUACCAUACUGAAGAGGAAAUCUAUCAGUUGUCUUUACAGAGAGAACCUCGCAGCACAAAGUCAGCAGAAUCUGCGCCAAGCUGUUAUUCUGCCUCCAAUCCAUCAGUGAUUAAUGAGUGGGCAUCAGCAGUGAAGCCUAAAGCAGACCCAGCCAUUAUCACCAAGCACAUUGAGAAGAUGGUGGAGUCAGUGUUUAACAAUUUCGACACAAAUGGGGAUGGCUACAUUUCCCAGGAGGAAUUCAAGAUCAUAAGGAACAACUUUCCAUAUCUCAGCAAGUUUGGUGAACUGGACCAGAAUCACGAUGGCAGAAUCAGCAGAGAGGAGAUGGUGAAUUACUUCAUGAAAGGCAGCUCUCUGCUCAACUGCAAAAUGGGCUUCAUCCACACCUUCCUGGAGACCACCUAUGUUAAGCCAACCUUCUGUGAGCACUGUGCUGGCUUUAUAUGGGGAUUUUACAAACAGGGAUACAAGUGUAAAGUGUGUGGUGUGAAUUGUCACAAAGCCUGCCGCAGCUGCCUGGCAGUGGAGUGCCGCAAGAGAGCCAGAAGCAUGAGCCAGGAUACGCUGCCCGCCCGGCAGGCUCGCUCAUACAGCCUCCCCGUUCAGGGCCUGCCCUCUAAUAGGCUACAAGACACUGACAUUGCAGAGGAGGACAUUGAGUCUCUUAAGGAAGACGUCCUUAGUGUUCAUCUAUAACCAGUGUGACAACUGCCAUGAAAGUACCUCAUCAAAGGACAGAGGAGUCGGGGGUUGGAACCACCAGUCAAAACUGAAGCAGAUGGAAUCUGCAUUUAUAUCUGUGUGCCAUCUUGUGGAAGUAAACUGCAAGUACACAUACUGUAUGAAAAUUCUUACAUUUCCUUUCUAAAAAAGACCAUGGUUAUGUCAUGCUUUUUGACAAAUAUGUGUGUGUGUCUGUGCGUGUGUCUGUGUAUGUGUGUGCGUGAUUCAUCAUUUGGUAAUUUUUUUUGUACGCAUUUUCAGUUAAUACUUUAACGCAAGCAUUAAAUUAAAUUAAUUGGUGUGAAGGAAACAGGCUUAGCAUUUACAUAAUUUUGAUAAACAAUCACUUUAAAGUAUUAUUCUGUUCACUUUGAGAGAUAACCCCUUUCUUAUUAAAAUGUAUGGGUCUGUCUGAUAUACUAUAGUACUUCUCAAGAUGCAUGUACUAAGUGCUUUCCGGUGCUGUCUCUGAGUGGAAGGCUAACUCCCCGACUCCCCACCCCCCAUACUCACAGUUCAUUUUUAUUUCACGUACUUUAUGAACUGCAUGAUUGUACAAAUUUCUGAAUUUCUAAUUUCGUUUCAACUUGCUCUUGCAAAAACAGUGCUUUGUCUUACAGCCCACAAAUGUACUCAUUUUAUUUAGUAUAAAAGUUAAGCUUUUUAUUAAGAAUUCAGUGUGAGGCUUGUUCCAUUGUAGCAAAAAUGAUCAUUUUCACAAGUUCAUUUACCAUGAUUUGCAAGGCCAGCACCUAUAGAUAUACUGUUCUCUUUGGUUUCCAUAAUGGUAUGCAGCACAUUUUCUUGGAUGUACAGCAUUUUCUACAUUAUGAUCUGCUUUCACAGAUGUCUUUUUGAAAAUUUGUGAUUAUAUUCAAAAUGCAUCAUCUCCAUUACCAAUCGCUUAAAUAUUUAAGGGUCGAGUUAUUUAAUAGUAAGGCCAUUAAAUAACUUUCAGAAAGAUUGUUUAAUUUAUGUUUAAAAUGUCAGAAUUUCCUUAUUUCCGCUGUGUUUUGUGCAUUCAGUUAAAUCAUUUUCUUGCUUUACACCAGUUUUUAAAAUUCAUGUUUAGCUUUUUAUAAGAGAAAAAAGAACAGUACCGUGGAUAUAGAGAGUGUGCACAUCCUUGUUAAAAUGGCAGGUUUUCGUCAUGUAAAAAAAUGAGACCAGGAUAAAUCAUUUUAGAACUUUUCCCUUUUUUAAAAUAUAUUUUUCUUCCUAACGGAUUUUUUGUUUUCCAAUUGUACAGGUUAUAGGUCAUAUUAAAGUUGGGGAAAAAAAAGUUUUUAAAUGAUUUAUCGUGGGUUUAUUUUUUACAUCACGAAAGCCUGACCUUUUAAAAGGGUGCUUACACUUUUUUUUAGUGGAAAAAUUUGUCCUGCAGGAAAGCAGACAAUGAGCAUAGAUUGACAUUGACUCCAGGUCAUGAACUGGUGUAAAAAUGUUUUUCUUUAGUUGAUAUUUUAGUAGUUUUGUCCUGUUUCAAGUGUCGUAUGACUUUACUUUUAAACAAGUAACUGACUGAAUACCUUAAUGCUUGUGCGCACCACAUCAUUUAUUCCUCCAAACAAGCACCAUUCUAUAAUAGGGUGAGGAACCACAUGGCUGCACCUUGAUGGCUAUGUGCCAUUUUUAUUUAUUUAUUUUCCUUUUUUAAGCAUUUUGUAUUUGUAUUUUUCCUAAUGGUCUCUCAGUCACUUAUCAAACAAAUAAACCCAACCAUGCUGAA